CAAAUGGUAUUGUAUAAGUAAAGCCAAAUCAACAAAAUCAGAUCCUGUUAAGCCUAUUAGUUCUACUAAACAUAUAAUACUUGAUACAAAUAAGCAUAUUACUAAUAUACCUGAGGGCAGCAAUCUUCUUGAUAUAAAUAUUGACACAUCCAAGACUAAUAAACAGAUUGAUGAAUAUAAUACUUUUGAUGCUGAUACACCAGAAAUAGAGGGUCUUUUGUAUGAGAAUCUAGAAGAAUCAGAUUUAGAAGAUGAUAAUUAUAAUUUUUAUAGACAGUUAGACGAAUUAGAUAAUGAAAAUGAUAAGUAUAAAAUUAAAGAAUUUUUACUUAAACUAUGUAUUAAAGAUAAAGAUAAUACUAUAUUACCUGCUAAAUGGUUAAAUAUUUUAGCUGAUUCUU
Molecule: messenger RNA, 401 nt
Organism: Dentiscutata erythropus
Lineage: Eukaryota; Fungi; Glomeromycota; Glomeromycetes; Diversisporales; Gigasporaceae
Source: the annotation of a GenBank genome assembly